AUGGCAAAAAAGUCAAAGAAGAAUUUACCAGAAGAGGAUAUCCAACGAGGUAAGAAGGCUGGGAAGAACGGGAAAACUUUCAAAAAUAGCAAGGAUGAUGUUGUUGAUAAUGGGAAACCAGCUAAAACAGGUAGAGCAAUGGUUGCUCAGACAAGUUCAUGGACAGGUAAAUUGCCAGGAUCCUUGCUACACGAACAUUGUCAAAAACAGAAAUGGGGUAAGGUGGAAUACGAUAUGAAGAAACUCCCUGAAGGGUUCAUUGCAGUCCCUCAGAUUUCAUGGGAAAAUCCCAAGACCAAGGAAAAUAUUCAGAUUAAAUUUUAUCCCCCAAAGCACAUAGUAAAACCACAAGAAACGCCAAUUGAAGCACGUCAUUACGCUGCAACUUAUGCGCUACAUAGAAUAGCUUUUAACAAAAAUAUACAUAUGGUUUUACCGUCAAACCAUAAGGCUUUAUGGAGCGAAUUAGAAGCUGAGAGGAAGAGCAUCACGAAUAAAUAUCCCAGCAGGGCAAAAUUGGACUACUCAAAUGAUCCAUUUUCUGCAUUAUUAGAAAAGAGAAGAGAAGACGAAGCUAGGAAGAAAGAAAGUGAAGUUCGAGAGGCUGCCGUGGCAAAAGUAAAAAAGCCAGCAAUUAUUAUCGGGUCACAGACAAAUAAUAAUGUCAAAACUAACAAUGAAUUAAAGGUAGAUAAUGGUACUAUAAGAAGUGAUAAAGGUCAAAAUCUUGGUAGGGGAAAAUUUGAUAAUUUACAGCAGGUUAGUUUUCCAAAAAAGGUCUGGGACAAUAGUGUGUUGUUUGACAUUAAUCCUGAACUUCGAGUUUCAAUAGAGGAUUCAAUAAGAAACCAUAUUGAGUGGUCAGAUGAAGAAUCAUCAGUUCAUGAAUAUGUUAGUAAUACCAGUUCAUAUACUGAGUUGCUUGUUCAGUUAGGGUUCCGAAAAGUUCACGUCUUGGAAGCUGUCAAAUAUACUUAUACUCUAAACGACUCACUAGAGUGGUUGAUUUUUCAUUUACCAGAAGAUGAUUUACCAUUUUCUUUUGUCAGGGAUGAGACCGAUUCUAGUGUGAGACUGAAAAUAACGAAGGAUUUAAACAAGGAGCGUUUAAUUACUCAAUUGAUGAGAGGCGGUUAUAGUAGGAAUGAGUCCAUUUUUGGCUUGGAACACUGCGAUUACGAUAUUACAAAGGCGGCAGUUCUUCUUACGAAUAACCUUUUUGAGAAAAGUCUCAGCUUAGAUUAUCCUGAUGGUCUAUCAUCACUUGAAGAUUGGCUCGAAGAGAAAAAUAGCCUGAGGGUUAUUUAUGAUUCCAAAAUAGUGGAGGAUGAUCCUCCAAAAGAUGAUUCUUUCAGCAUAUUGUUGGAUGUUUCAGGAUUGGCUUCAAAAUUACUAUCUUUGAAAGUAUAUAGAUCCCAAAACUACCCUUAUGAUAUUUGUGGUCUACUAUUGGUUGUGAAUGACAAAUCCUAUACUUUGCCAAGUUACAUAAAAAAAUCGAUCAUAAGUCAACUUAUAGAAUACUUGGCUAAAAAUGGCGCAUUUGGAAUGCCUUAUAUAUACACUUGCAUUGACUGGUUGGAACAUAAUAUUUUGAAGGUGAUUGAAAAUCCAGGUCCUUUGUAUAUUUCUUCAAAUGAAUUGAAAAAGAGUAAGGGUUUACUCACGGUACCCAAAAUACAAGGGCAAAAAAAGACAACACAAAGGAGGAUCAGUGAAGAAAAGGUUGAGAUCAGUUAUAAGGCAAGAAUUGGCUCUUCUAAAUACCAAGAAUCCAUUAACAAGAGGGCAAAAUUACCUGCGUGGAAACAACGUGAGUUAAUCGUUAGGACAAUCAAUGAAAAUAAUGUAUGCUUGAUAACAGGUGAAACUGGUUCAGGAAAAUCGACCCAAAUUGUCCAGUUUAUUCUUGAUGAUCUCAAUAAGAGGAAUGAUUUUUUGACUACUAUAAUUUGUACUCAACCGCGGCGUAUCUCUGCGAUUGGGCUUGCCGAUAGAGUAUCCGAAGAAAGAGUGGAUAAAUGUGGUUCAGAGACAGGGUAUAUUAUCCGUGGCGAGAACAGAACCUCGGAUACAACACGUAUUUCAUUUGUUACUACUGGUGUUAUGUUAAGAAUGAUUCAAUCUAUCUUUGGAAAAAAUUCUUCUCAUGAUUCGUUUUUUGAAAAUCUUGGCUAUAUCUUUAUUGAUGAAGUCCAUGAAAGAUCUAUUGAUAGUGACUUCCUACUAAUUAUUCUCAAAAAAAUGACGAAAAACUUCCCUAAGCUGAAGAUUAUAUUGAUGUCAGCAACAAUUGAAAAGUCUAUAUUUAAUGGAUAUUUUGAUCCGCGUAAAAGUCAAAUUGCUCAUGUUCAUAUAGAUGGCCGUACAUUUCCCAUUGAUGAUUAUUAUUUAGACGACAUUAUUGAUAUGACAGACUUCAAAAUAUCCAAUUACAGAAGCAACCCCUACGAUGAUGCUCUCGAUAAAGAUGAAACUUUCAAACCUAGAGCAGAUUCCAAAUAUUUUCAGUCGGGUAAUAUAAACUAUGAUUUGAUUGCAGCAUUAGUAUAUAAAGUUGACGACGAUCUUAAUGCCAAACAGGAUGAUGGCUCGAUUUUAAUCUUUUUGCCUGGUGUCAUGGAAAUAAAGAAAUGUUUGAAUAAAAUUGAAGAUGCUGGAUUUUGGAAAUUGCAGUUACAUUCGGCUUUAAGUUCGCAAGAGCAAAGACGAAUUUUUGACAAACCACCGACAGGCAAGCGUAAAGUUAUAGCAUCAACGAAUAUUGCUGAAACGUCCAUUACUAUUCCAGAUGCAGUUGUUGUAAUCGAUUCAGGUAAAGUUAAAAGUGUUCAAUAUGAUUCUAAGUCAAACAAUACAAAGUUAGUAGAAAUUUGGGCAUCACAAGCGGAAACAAAACAACGUAGAGGUCGUGCUGGUCGUAUUAGAAAUGGAAUUUGUUAUAAAUUAUUUACAAGAGGAACAGAGCAGAAGAUGAUUUCUCAGCCCAUCCCUGAGAUUAAAAGAACAAAACUUGAAUCUGUUUAUUUGGUUGUGAAAGCAAUCGGUGUUAAGAAUGUUUAUGAAUUUUUGCAGGCUGGUUUAGAUCCACCGGAUGAAGAUAAUGUCAAUAAUGCCAGAAGGGUGCUCUGUGAUGUUGGUGCAUUGAAUUUGGACAGUGAUAAUUUAACAUGCUUAGGCAAAUACCUAUCGAUGUUACCGACUGAUAUAAAGUCAGGAAAACUUUUGAUUUUUGGAUGCAUUUUUGGAUGUAUGGAAAGCUGUUCAAUUUUGGCUGCAAUAGGAGUCACAGGGUCUCCUUUUACAUGCAAACAGGAGGAUAGGGAUCGAAUGAAAACAGUUCAGCAAAAAUUUGGUCAAGACUCGGGUGACAUGGUUGCUAUUCUGAACGCGUUCAAUGAGUUUCAGUCUUUGAAAUCGAUGAAGGAAAAGCGAAGGUUUUGUUCAGAAAAUUUCGUCUCAAUCUUGCGUUUGAACGAUAUAGAAUCAACUAAAUUUCAAUACAUGAGUUGUUUAAAAGAACUGGGAUUUAUCCCAUUGGACUAUGGUUCUGUAAGAGCUUCAAACAGUGAAGCAUUUGAUUACUUAAAUAGAAAUGGUAAAAAUACUAGCAUGAUACAAGCACUAGUCACUGCUUCAUCAUACCCUCAAAUAGCCAGAGUACAACUCCCAGAAACGAAGUAUGCUCAAAUAAACGGUGGUGCGGUUGCUCUUGACCCAGAGUUUAGGAAAAUUAGAUAUUGGAUCCGCAAUGAAAAGCACCGUAGGUUGUUAGAGAAUGAAGGAGGCAAAGGACCACAUGAGUCAGGAGAAACAGUAUAUCCUUCUAGUAGAGUUUUCAUGCAUCCAUCUUCCUCUUUGUUCAUCAACGAGGAAAAGUCGAGCACCAACCCUCCUUUUGUUGUAUACAAUGAUUCCCAGGAAACAAGCAAACUCUAUGUCUAUGGGAUUACGCCUACCAGUGUCACUUCAAUUUUGUUGUUCGGAGGUAGAAUUUCUUAUGAUUUAACCGGGAUUCCCAACAAUAUUAGAUGUAGGGGUAUUAUAAUGGAUAGUUGGUUGCCAAUUAGAACAUGGUGUAAGAAUGCUGUUCUUAUUGGAAAAUUAAGAUUAUUGUUGGAUAAAACAAUCAAUGCAAGACUCGAGAAUCCAGGUAGUCAUGAAGGUAAUGAUGUCUUAGAAGUUAUUGAAAAGUUAGUCAAAUGCAAUGUUUAA
Messenger RNA from Pichia kudriavzevii, 4215 nucleotides. RefSeq lists its product as uncharacterized. The record is from RefSeq and is a predicted model, not a curated record. Gene Ontology annotation, molecular function: protein binding; RNA binding; ATP binding. Lineage: Eukaryota; Fungi; Ascomycota; Pichiomycetes; Pichiales; Pichiaceae. The coding region runs from base 1 to 4215 and encodes 1404 amino acids. Gene Ontology annotation, cellular component: intracellular anatomical structure. The transcript has a single exon.